AUGUAUUUGUCCGUGCUCGACGAGGCUGUGGGAUGUGUUUUGGUGCAGCAUGAUGAUUCUGAGAAAAGAGAGCAAGCCAUUUAUUAUCUUAGCAAGAAGUUCACACCUUACGAGGCAAAAUACUCAUUUCUUAAAAGGAAUUGUUGUACAUUGGCUUGGGCAGCUCAGAAAUUGAGGCAUUAUUUGCUUAGUCACACCACAUAUCUUGUCUCUCGUUCAGAUCCUUUGAAGUACAUAUUGGCAAUCAAGGGGCAAGCUAUAGCAGAUCAUUUGGCUGAAAAUUCAAGAGAAGAUGAUUAUCAUCCGCUUCACACUUAUUUUUCGGAUGAUGAGGUCCUGUUUGUUGGUACAGCAGAAGUUAUGAAUGAGCAAUGCUCUGAGUGGAGACUAUUCUUUGGCGGUAUUUCAAAUUCUUUCGGAGUUGGUAUCGGAGUUGUUCUAGUAUCGUCUGAAGGAAAACAUUAUCCCGGUUCCGCUAAACUGUGA
Molecule: messenger RNA, 486 nt
Organism: Coffea eugenioides
Lineage: Eukaryota; Viridiplantae; Streptophyta; Magnoliopsida; Gentianales; Rubiaceae
Exons: 2
Coding region: 1-486 (161 amino acids)
Source: RefSeq, a predicted model, not a curated record